CACAAACAGGCAUUGUAGUCGAUCAACGAUCGUCUCCGGCGUUAGCUAACCGUACACACAGCUGGAGCCUCAAACACCGGUGCCCUGGUAGCUGCACAAGUGUUGGGUCGGAACGCUCUUUGACAGAACCUCAUGGCCGAGAGUGAAAAUGUCUUUCUUAGGGCAAAACACCGAACUUUCAGCGGACUGACUGAAGAUGUGGAGCAUGAGUGGACGGGACCAUUUUACUUCAUUCAAGCCGCAGACCCUCAGCUCGGGCUGAUGAAGGCUUGGAGAGACGGGGACUGCGAUGGCGGAGGGGACGAAUGGGCAGAGGAGGUUGAGCUCACCAAGCAGGCUGUGGAGGCUGUUAACCAGCUCAGGCCCAGGCCCAGGUUCAUGGUGCUGUGUGGCGACCUGGUCCAUGCAAUGCCAGACACCCAAUUCAGAGAAGGCCAGGAGCGGGACCUGAAAGCUGCCUUGAGUGGGACAGAUCCCUCCAUCCCACUGGUAUUUGUAAGUGGCAACCAUGACCUGGGCAACACGCCUAAGCCCAGUACAGUGGAUCAGUACUGCAGUGCUUGGGGGGAUGACUAUUUCAGCUUCUGGGUGGGUGGAGUCUUUUGCCUGGUUCUGAACUCGCAGUUGUUCUAUGACGCCUCGGCUUGUCUUCAGUUAAAGGAAGCCCAGGAGGCGUGGAUGGAGGAGCAGCUCAGCAGGUUCUCCUGGCCUUCAACGGUUCCCAGACCCAAACACAUACUGGUGUUCCAGCAUAUUCCUCUGUACCUUAAGAGCCCAGAUGAAGACGAUGACUACUUCAACCUGCAGAAGGAAGUCCGACAAAACCUCCUGGACAAAUUCAAGAAGGCAGGCGUGAUGGCCGUCUUCUCCGGCCACUACCACAGAAACGCCGGGGGGCUCCACGGCGGCCUGGACAUGGUGGUGAGCUCGGCCAUCGGCUGCCAGCUCGGCACCGACGCCCACGGCGUCAGGGCGGUGGUGGUGACGGCCGACCGCGUGGUCCACCGCUACCACAGCCUGGAGCGGCUGAGGAGCGGGGGCGUGGACGAGGACCUCAGGGCGCUCCUGCAGGGUGACGGCCCACGCGCCGUCUAGAUUUGGGUCGUCGCCGCCUUGUUCGCGCCGCUUCCUUUGCCUCUUCCAGUGUUCGGAGGCUGGAAUAUUGCUCAGCACCACUCUAAUCUCCAUAUGUUUUGAAAUAUCAAGAGAUUUAUUUUCAGACAAUAGCUGAGAAAGGAGUCAUUUAAAUCUAUAAUGGUGAUAUAUUACAGGUUGUGCAGAGAAUCUCUUUUAAUCCUCCCUAAAAGAUCGACCAGUGUUUUUAAAACUAGUAGAGGUUAAUGCAGACCCAGUAUUGAGCUGCUAAUGUGGACUGAGUUUACUUUACUGAUCCUGCUACUACUUUUUGCUGUUGCUGCGGUCCAUCCUAUGCAAACUAAUCACCUGAUCGUGCUGUUUGACUGACUUGGAAAAUGUAGAGCUGGCUGCUGACCUGGGUUUUCUCCAACUGUAGCUUUACUGUUUCAUUGAUUUUAUGAUGAGAGAUUAUUUUUAAUAUUUGCGUUAAUUGUAACGUAAUUUAACUAAUGUUUUAAUUUCAGUAUAAUUUCUCCCCUUUAGUAGCAACUUCUCUCCACAAUAAAAUCAGCCUCAAUGAGCAGCUUCGGUCGGAGCCAAAGUGUUUGCUCUCACUGAUCAGUAAGAUUAGCUCCUAAAUGCUCUAUUUAGUGCCAGCACGGGAACGAGGCACACUGAAGAUUAACGAUGUAAAUAAUCAGAAUGUAUCUACACAAUAACGGAAUCUUAAACAUUUUACCAUUCAUUUAAUGAAAAUCUCAAGGAUUAUAGCUUUAACGGUGUGUUUUCAAGUAGUUGCAUUUAUACAAAUCCUGAUGACUUUCAUAUUCAUGUGUACAUCUGCUUAAAGGGAACUUGGCAAACACAGUCUAAAGGCCUGAAACGCUCUUUAAAACGGCCCUUUUUGCAAUAAUCUGGCUUUGUUGUUGAGGCCUAAAUGAGUUUACUCGGUUACACUUACCACACGCAGACUCCCAACACUCACCCUGACUGACUGGGGAUAUAAAAGAGUUGUCAUAGCAACCCUUUAGCAACACAUCUGUGUGCUUGUGCGCGUCUCGGUGAGAGCGAGAGUGACACUAUUGUUGGAGAGAGCGCGCGCAUGAUCCCCGUCUGUGUGCGUUUGUGCUCAGGUCGUUACUGUACCGAAGGUGAUUUUCCACCAGCGACAUGAUCGCUGACCUCAUUUCACACCGACAGAUUCUGCCUUUCCUCCAAAAAGUCAGCAUGUGAUGGAGGGAGGAGAGGGUGUCUGAGAGGAAUGGAUAAUGACUAUGAUGUGUGAAAGAUAAUUCAGUCCAUCUCCUUCAUUUCCUGUCUGCGAUAGAACCUUAUGUCCUUGUCUAUUUUUAUAUCCUCAUGGUAGCGGAGGCCAAUCAGAUCAUGGGAACAUCACACACUUUUAGAAUUGUUGAGAAUGAACAUACUGAAAACAAGGACUGUGGUACCAUUGGUUGUAUUUUUAUAAUAAAUGUUGGUUUCAUCUAA
Molecule: messenger RNA, 2565 nt
Organism: Betta splendens (Siamese fighting fish)
Lineage: Eukaryota; Metazoa; Chordata; Actinopteri; Anabantiformes; Osphronemidae
Gene: cpped1
Product: calcineurin-like phosphoesterase domain containing 1
Exons: 6
Coding region: 133-1095 (320 amino acids)
Molecular function (GO): hydrolase activity
Source: RefSeq, a predicted model, not a curated record